AUGGCCAGACAAGAAGGGCGGCUGCUGAUUAAUUUGAAAACGAACUAUCCCAAUGUGGUGGUAGAUACUGAGAAAAGAGUUUUAGGAGAGAGAUCCAGAAAGAAGACCUCGGGCAAUCAGAAAAGGCGACGAAAGGAGCUUUCUACAGCAGCGCGUGCGUUGCUGAAUUCGGGAGUAGUGAGGGUGGAGAGCGAAGACAAGAAUUGCCGCUUCCAGGAGCACGGCAUUGGUCUGGACGUAGGGCAGAGCCUCAGGGGCGCAUCGACCGCACCGAGACCAGCGAGUACUUCACCCGAUGCUGCUGGAUUUCUGAGGGAGGAGGAAAGCUGUGCCAAGCGCCGUGAUGAGGAUGGGCCAAGCGCUAAGAAAGCUCUGCUGAAUUUCGAUGGGGGAGCAAAGGAGACCCCUCUGAACACUGAGGAGUGCAACAUCCGAGUUGCCGCUGCCAGGUUUUUAAAGAGAGACAAACUGAUGGUUGGGGAGGUCCUGGAUUCCACAGAGACAACACAUACUGAAUUUAAGAGCUUCUCUACAGAGAAUAUCUUGGAAUACAUUAGAAAAACCCUUCCAAAUUAUGCCUCUGCCUUUGCAAACACUCAGGGUGGUUAUUUAUUUUUUGGAGUGGACGACAGCAGUAAAGUCAUUGGAAGCCACAGUAAAGUAGAGAAAGAAGCUUUAGAAAGAACAGUAGCUGGUACCAUGGGCUCGAUGCCCAUCCAUCACUUCUGCGGCCCUCAGGCUGGUGUGCAGAUUAAGACGUACAUCCUGGGCGCUGAUGACAAAGCAGAACGCUUGCAGGGCUACGUAUGCACUGUGCGAGUUGAAGCGUUUUGCUGCGCUGUUUUCCACGAUAACCCUGAAUCCUGGAUUGUGACGGGUGACACGAUUGGAAGAUUGAACGUCAGGAAGCGGACGGAGCUCAUGACGGCUGCAGACCCGGAUCUUUCAAAUCUGGCUGAUGAAUUUGAGAAUGAGCUCAGUUUCUCAAAUGGUCCUCCUCUUAUCAAGCCAGUUUAUUCAAAAGCUGGUCUUAGUGUGUCUGAACUCCAAGAAUGCCUCUACCCAGUGGCUUCUAAUGAAAUCAAAUGGAAGCCAGAAACCAUCUGCACCGACCUGUUCUUAGAGCAUCCUGGAUUAGAGGAUUUAAUGAAAAAACAAAUCCAUCCACUUAACAAGGGGGUACUGAUAUUUUCAAGGGGUUGGGCUGUUGACAUUGGAUCGCGGAAAAAACAGGGUGUUGUGUGUGAUGUUCUCUUAGAAGCUGAAAAUGCAUAUCCAGUAUUGUAUACUGUAGUCAAGGACGCCUCUUCUGCUGAGUCUAAAAACUCGAGAGAAACUGCUUAUGCGUUAAAGUGGAAACUAGUCAAUGAUGGGGGAUAUGCUUCAAAAGUGUGUGUGAUUCCCCAAAUACUGCACCUGAAUGGCACAAAGAACUGGAUGGAAGUUGCAGAGGCUGACGUUCCCCAGCAAGAAAACCAAGAACACCCGUGUGAUUAUGCCAGCUUGUACCCAGAGAAUUACAUCCUCACCUCCAGGGACAUCCCCGUGUUCCUGCGUGCACUUGUGAUUGUUGUGCUGCACUUUAAGUCCCGCUUAAGUCACCAUCUUGGCUGUGAGAUUUUCAGCCUUCUCACUCUCAAGCAGUAUGAGCUGCUCCCCAAGAACAAUGUCAAGGAGCAGUUUGUCCUUGGUGUUCCUGGAACUGGGAAAACAAUUGUGGCUUUGAAGAUCAUUGAGAGAAUAAGAAACAUUUUUCACUGUUCUGCAAAAGAGAUACUCUACAUUUGUGAAAAUCAGCCCUUGAAGAAGUUUGUGGGAAAUGAGAUCUGCCAGUCUGUGACACAUGUUGCCUUCUUAAAUGGGAACUUCCCAGAAGUGAAACACAUUGUGGUUGAUGAAGCUCAGAAUUUUCAUCCUGAAGAAAACCGGCACCAAAGUGCCCAGGAGCUAGUCAAGAAAAGUGGCAUUUUCUGGGUCUUCCUGGAUUUCUUCCAGUCCACUCACCCAUACGGUUGUGGACUUAAGUUUUCAGAACUAUAUCCUCAGGAAUGGUUGAUCAAAGUGGUCCGUAAUGCCAAACAAAUAUACAACGUCAUGUUUAAUCUAAUGGAGGAAAUCCUCCAAGAACGUAACACAGACAUGCCCUGUGAGGUGCUGGAAGAGUUGCUUAAACAGGCUGAAUGCGCCCAUUCUUUGUCAGGUGACUGCAUAAUAAAAAAUAAUAUGGGAACGUCUGAAAUGGCAGAGUACGUGACCGGGCAGUGCAACAGCUAUAUCCAGCAAGGCUAUCCCAUCAAAGAUACUGCAGUCCUGUGCAGUACACAGCAUGCAGCCCAUGCUGCAUGGAUAUUGGAAUAUAGGAUAUUGGGACCUGAGCUAAAAAGACAAAUAAGGAAAUGCAGGGUGAGGUUGAUCUUGGGGCAAGCGGAGAAUGUUUUAGAAAAUGUCAUCGUUCUUGACAGCAUCCAUCGCUUCUCAGGCCUAGAAGGGAGGAUUGUGUUUGGCAUCCACCCUGUGUUGGCACAAGAGGAGAUAUCUCUCUGUCUUUUCCUCUGCGUGGCAUCCAGAGCCAACACCAAACUCCAUUUGCUGUAUCACAAAGAAAAGAUGUUCUUAACAGACACGUCUUUAGAUGAGUUUACUCUUACCUAG
Pygoscelis adeliae (Adelie penguin) is the source of this 2652-nucleotide messenger RNA. RefSeq names its product schlafen family member 11-like. NCBI's taxonomy places the organism in Eukaryota, Metazoa, Chordata, Aves, Sphenisciformes, Spheniscidae. The record is from RefSeq and is a predicted model, not a curated record.